Molecule: messenger RNA, 2318 nt
Organism: Vespa crabro (European hornet)
Lineage: Eukaryota; Metazoa; Arthropoda; Insecta; Hymenoptera; Vespidae
Product: SH3 domain-binding protein 5-like
Exons: 7
Coding region: 175-2007 (610 amino acids)
Biological process (GO): negative regulation of protein tyrosine kinase activity; intracellular signal transduction
Cellular component (GO): cytoplasm
Molecular function (GO): protein kinase inhibitor activity
Source: RefSeq, a predicted model, not a curated record
GAAUGAUACCGAUUUCUAAAAUUACGUUGAAUGUUGAAAAUAUAUUUCAAUAUUAAAUUAAUAAUGUUAAAAGUAUACUGAGAGCUUUAUAAUAUGCGUAUGUAUUAAUCAAUAUAAUGAAUAAAACAAUGUGAUUUUAAGCUGACAUUAAUUAAAUGUUGCAAAAAGCGAACUAUGGACGUCGUCGCGGAGGACGCCGAAGGAUCUUUAGAUCCCCGUAUACAGAUCGAGUUGGAGAAUUUAAACAAUGCAACAGAUGAUAUUAAUAAACUUGAGACUGAAUUAGAUGAGGCACAUACCGCGUUUAGACAAUUGCUUAAUGAAUUAACGAGGCGAUUAAAAGAGAUAGCAGACAAAUUAGGAAUUACAUGUAUCGAAAAAGCAAGAUGUUAUUACGAAGCUUUGGAAGUAGCUCAUUUAGCACAAGUGGAAUGCCAGAAACAGGCACAAUUAUUUCAAAGAGCUAACGAGAUACAUGCGGCUGCUAAAGAAACCGUGGCUUUAGCCGAAAUAAGAUUUACAUCGCAUCAGCACGAAUGGAAGUUUGAUCAAGCUUGGCAGGAUAUGUUAAAUCAUGCAACUAUUAAAGUUAUGGAUGCAGAAAAUCAAAAAGCAGAAUGCGGUAGGGAACAUCAUAGAAAAGCAAUGAUAUUUCAAGAUGCAGAAAAGAAGUUAUUUCAAUUGGAAGAGAAAUAUCGUCGUUAUAUCAUUAAGUCAAGGCCAUACUUUGAGGUGAAAGCUCAAUGUGAUCAAAUGUUAACAACGCAAAAGGAAAGAGUAGAAUAUUUGCAGAAAGCAAUAAAAGAUGCAAAGAAUAAUUAUGCUUCGAGUCUUCGUAUAUUAGAAGAUAUUAGUAAUCAAAUACACCAACAAAGAAAGGAUAAUGAUAUUCUUGCUAAUGGGCCUAGAGAACCAGGUGUAGGAGCAGAAUUGAUUACUUCAGGAGAUAAUAUAAAAUACAAAAUGGACUUUAAGAAAGUAAAUAAUAAAAAUAUAAUCUCUAAUGUAGAUAAUGAAUAUCGCAAAAAUAUUCAACACCAACAAGAUAAUAAUGAUUUUAAGAUUAUAUCGUGUGCGGGGCAUUUAGGUCGAAGGUCGGUAGAUGGUAGCGAAGCUACGUCGAAUCAAUGGGAACUAGAGUUACAAGCUAGUAUGGAAAAAUUAAAUUCUGCCCCAUUUAAUAAUAAAAAUUCUGAGAAUGAUGAAAGAAAGAUAAGAGAGAUCUUUAAAAAAGAAAUAUGUGAUACGCAUUUAAGAGAUAAGAACGAUACGAUUCAUUUUAUAGAUAACUUACAAUGUAAUGCUUCGAAAAGUGAAGAAUCUACUGAACAUACAUCGAAUUUAUUGAAAAACCUAUCUACAGAUGUAGAAACAAAUAAGACAUCCAUUGAUGUACCAUCGGUAUCAAGUUCUAUAAGUUUGCAAUCGUUAUGUCAUAAUUUUAUUAAUUCAGUUCAGACAAGAUCAAAAUAUAUCAAUGAUAUUACUAAAUCUUUAUAUAAGGAAUCUAUUACUAAAAGAGAUUAUUUUGUUGAACCAGUAAAAAGUUCAGAAAAAGUAGUUAAUUUAAAUGCAUCUACGUACCUACCAAAUAGAAUCUCAGAAAUUGAUUUAAGAAAUUCAAAAUCUCAAACUGACACCAAAACCAAUGUAGAAGAUAUUAAACAUAAUUAUAGUAUGCCAAAAUUAAAUGAUUUUACAGAAUCUAAUGUUCAUGAUAAGGUAACGACAAAUGUUACGAAUCUUAGUAGUUUACAAAGUUUAUCAACAUCUAUUUGUUAUAGUGCCAAUUCUUCUCCGAUUAAAUCAGUAAAUUUAUUUUCAUCGAAAAAUAAACGAUCGUCAAACAACGAGUUACAUAGAAUUCAAAGUAAAACUACAUUUGAAAGAAAAAAAUCAUCUAGCAUAAAAGAACUGCCACUACUGUCAUUAGUCAGUAUUCCAACAAUAUCAUUUUCAACGCGCAAAGAAAAAAGUAGCAGCAUGAACGAUUUAAAUUCUAAGUAACAAGAGAAAGUGUAAGUUAAUGAUUCUAACUCGAUCUCCAUAUUUAAUUAGAAAUAUGUAUGAUAAUAAUAAUAAUAAUAAUAAAUAAAAAAAAAAAAAAAAAAAAAAAAAAGAAAAAAAGAAAAAGAAAAAAAAUACAUAUAUAUAUUAACAAAACUAAGUUCGCUAACAAUUGUUUGCACAGGAAAAAAAAAUAGAAGAUAUAAGGUAUUUCCAGUGAUGUAUUAAAAUUGUGAUGAACUUCAGAAAAAAUUUACAUAGAACAAAAAAAAAAUAUGAUUAUAACAUAAUUAUAAUAUUAUAAACAUAAA